AUGUCUGAUUAUCAUUCAACACUUACCAUCUCGACUUCUGUUGAUACUCAACAUCAAGUUGCUUUUGAGGGCACUUCAGGCACCGCUGAAGGGUAUUGCGUACCUUCACCAUCGGAUGAGCUUUCCAACUCCAGUCACUCCAUUCUGUUAGAGUCUCCGCCUAUGGAUAUCCCUACCCCAACAACAAUUUCAUCAAAUACCCAAAAUAGUCACUCCGAAUCCAAUAUCUCUUCUCCAGAGGAAGACAACAUCGUGCAAAACCCCGAAUUCAUGUCUGAGCUCAAAGCAGAGUUAAACGGCAAGUCUAAGCUGUAUUAUCUUUUACUUAUGUGGGCACCCAGCGCUUCAAACACAGCCUCAACCCCCAGACUACGUUUCUCUACUCGCCUCAUGAACCACAAAUCAGAUCUCAAUGCCACAGGUGUCGGUCCUGUUAGUCCCAAAACAGGAUUCACUCCCUCUUCUCCUGGUCCGAAAAAGCGCGGAUUUUUUGGAAUCGAGGAAGCAAAUGACAUGCGACCCUCUAAGCGCCUCAUGACCCCCAAACCUUCCAUAAAAAUCCGACCCCCAUCCCAAGUCCGCUCUUUGGGUGGUGAGAAGCGCGGGACACAAUCCAUCAGGACAGGUAUCAACAAGUCUAUUGAAGGCCCUCAAAUCACGCUCCCCAGUCCUUUGUUUGCCAGUGCACCUAACCACAACACUUUGGAACAUAGCAACCCUGCUAAAAGUCCAAUCAACCAAAGCGACUCUGUUCCCACGCCGGAGCACCCCAUUUGUAACUGUCAUCAAAUCACGGAGAGUCUUCUCCUGGAAAUUCAAGGUCACCUCAACCGACUCGCGGGACUUUUAUCACAUUUCCAGGCGUGA
Molecule: messenger RNA, 867 nt
Organism: Melampsora larici-populina 98AG31
Lineage: Eukaryota; Fungi; Basidiomycota; Pucciniomycetes; Pucciniales; Melampsoraceae
Exons: 7
Coding region: 1-867 (288 amino acids)
Source: RefSeq, a predicted model, not a curated record